AUGUUUACUACCAAGGUAAUCGCCGUUAUCUUAUGUUGCUUACUGGUUUCAUCUUAUGGCCUACAGCCAUCUACAUGCCCAGACCAAGGUGAUGGUAAUUAUGGUUGUUUUGAUAUAGCAUCCCAAGGUAGCUGCACAGAAGUAUCAAAUCAACCACCUUCCAGUGAUAUACGUUGGCCACAUUCCGGUAUUGAUUCUAAUAUUGAUUGGACUAUUAAAUGUGGUGAUAUUAUUGCUUAUAAAAUCCAAUGGUUCAGUGGUGGAUGGUCGGAUUGGUAUGUACCUGGCGUCAAUGAUAUGGAUGCUAAAGUUAAUAGUGGUAAUGGUUUACGGCGUAUGUGGUCAUACUUCUAUGACCAUACCCAUUCGUACAUUAUUUGUAAAACAAAUAUCAAUAAUAAAUUGCCAGGAUGUUAA
Molecule: messenger RNA, 417 nt
Organism: Rotaria socialis
Lineage: Eukaryota; Metazoa; Rotifera; Eurotatoria; Philodinida; Philodinidae
Source: the annotation of a GenBank genome assembly